UCCUUUUCACGUCAGUUGAAUCUGGCCAGCGGAAUCUAUGGUUACAGUGAAAAAAUAUUAAGAAAUUUGAUUCUCUCACACAACUAGUAAUACUUGUGCCUUAAGCACAAUGUAAGUGAUUCUUCUCUUUCUUCAAUUUUAAUUCAUCUACUAUAGCGGUUUCUUCUGUGCAGAAAGCAAAAAGUUAUCCAUGCAAAAGAAUGAUGAAUAUAACGUAUAGAAAUUUAGUGAACUUGAACGCUAAAAGGCUUACAGAAGCUUUAAUACUUGCUUUUAACAACCCCAUCAAAGCAGAUUAUACUAUUUACUCAAAUAUAAUUCAGCUUUGUAUUGAUCUAAAGGCUCAUAAACAAGGUCGUUUGGUUCAUUCCCAUAUUAUAACUAGUGGGUUUCCUUCAAAUGUUCAUUUGGGAACCAAAUUGAUCAUUUUCUAUACAAUGUUUGAUGACAUGGUGUCUGCACGCAAAGUGUUUGAUAAAAUGCCUGAAAGGAAUGUGGUUUCAUGGACUUCACUUUUAUCGGGGUAUUCUCGUAAUGGGUAUUCACAAGAAGCGAUUAAUGUGUUUGUUGAUAUGCGUAGGGAAGGUAUGAGGGGGAAUCAGUUUACUUAUGGAAGUGUCUUGAGGGUGUGUACUAGUUUGUCGUGUAUGAAAUUAGGAAAACAAAUACAAGGGUGUGUUCAGAAGAGUAGGUUUGUGGAUAAUUUGUAUGUUCAGAGUGCGUUGGUUGAUUUUAACGCCAAAUGUGGAGAUAUGGAGGAUGCUUUUCGUGUUUUUGAGUCGAUGUCAGAGAGAGAUUUGGUUUCUUGGAAUGUCAUGAUUUCUGGAUAUGCUUUUCGAGGUUAUGAUAUUGAUGCGGUUUUAUUGUUUCGUUGGAUGUUCAGACAAGGUAUACUCCCUGAUUGCUUCACAUUGGGAAGUGUUCUCAAAGCGUCUGUAGGAGAUGGCAAGUGUGGUGGACUAGCGAAAGUAAGUAUGAUACAUGGAUGUAUUAUUCGACUUGGUUAUGAGUCGUAUAGUAUUAUUAGUGGAUCAUUAGUUGAUGCCUAUGUGAAAUGUGGAAACUUGGCCAAUGCAAAUUAUGUAUAUAAGAAGAUGCAAAACAAAGACAGGAUUUCAUGCACUGCCCUAAUUACUGGAUAUGCACGUGAAGGUAAAAAUAGCAGUGAGUGUCUGCAACUCUUUUGUCAAUUACAUCGGGAUCAUAGGGAAAUCGAUAGCAUUAUUUUAUGCUCUAUGAUCAACAUAUGUGCCAAUACAGCGUCACUGUCUUUGGGGAGACAGCUACAUGCUAUUGCCAUAAAAUAUCAGAGCAAUGUUGAUGUGGCUAUGAGUAAUGCUUUGGUUGAUAUGUAUGCAAAAACAGGAGAAAUUGAAGAUGCCAACAUUGUUUUUCAUCACAUGACAGAGAAAAAUGUAAUAUCAUGGACGUCAAUGAUCUCUGCAUAUGGCGCGCAUGGUCAAGGAGUCUAUGCAGUUUCAUAUUUUAAGAAGAUGGAGUGUGAAGGUUUUGAGCCAAAUGAUGUAACAUUCUUGUCUCUCCUGUUUGCUUGUAGCCAUAAUGGGUUGACUGCUGAAGGAUGGGAAUGUUUCACUAUGAUGGUUAGAAAAUAUAAAAUUGUUCCAAGAGAUGAGCAUUACUCUUGCCUUGUGGACCUUUUUGCGCGCAGCGGCUGUUUGGAUGAAUCAUAUGAUUUGAUUUGCAGGAUUAAUAUAAAGCCCAGUGCCUCUCUUUGGGGUUCAGUCCUUGGGGCAUGUAGCAUAUAUGGAAAUAUGCACCUUGGAGAGGUAGCAGCCAAGCAUUUAUGCAAUAUCGAACCUACGAAUGCCAUUAGCUAUGUGGUUCUAGCAAGUAUGUAUUCUGGAGCUGGCUUGUGGGAUAUUGCUUGGAAUGCACGAGAUGUGGUUCAAACUAGAAGGUUACCAAAAGAUCCUGGUUACAGCCUUUUUCAUUCUGGCAAUGAUAUGGUAGCCCUUAUUCCUACUGGCUGAUACGUAAAAUUAAUCCAGAUCUUCCUUGUAAUGUUUCAUACUACCUAGAUUUUUGGGAAGUAUUUUUUGAAUGUGAGUUUUGAUAGUAGUUUCAGCAUGCAGCGAUGAUGCAAUGCAGCUAUGGAUAUUCAUAAGGUGGACCUAUGGGGGCAAUUGAAACUUUGAAAUUUGAAUGCACUGGAAAUGGAUUGAUAGACAGCAACCUGGUGCACGUAUAAGACACUUAUUGGGAGCCAUAUGCUACUAAGUCACUGGAGAGAGCAGCGCUGGAGAUGAUCAAGACUGUGGAGCCUCCUCAAUGCUUCUCAUGGGAGAGUCACCAGGUGUCCUGAAAAUUCAACGCCAUUAACUAGCAGGAGCAAUGCUGUAUUGCGCUACAAGGAAAAGAAGAAGACACAACAGUACGUUUUCUUUUAAUUCGAGAAGCGAGAGAGAUAUGUUCCUCACAAGGCAAGGACCGACGUGAGAAGGUGUGUGAAGGGACGGUUUGUCAAGGCUGGUGAUGUGAUCCACUGAGCCAGACCAGAAGCUAUUGAUCGUAAAACAUUUUCCUGUACAUAUAAGGAGAAAUACAGUCCAUUUAAAUACGAACAAUUGGUUGAGGUUUCAGGCAAAUGGAUGAAAGGAUGCUGUAUUUAUUGUGCCGUGACACAGAGUAGAUUGUUUCUGAGGGGAUUACUGUUUCCAAUCAGGGAAAGCUGGAUCUAGAAAGUAGAUUUCACUCUCAAUACAUUUUUGGAUGCCGAGAUCAGUUUGAGUCGAUUUCUGAGAACAAUUUUUAAGAAGCUAGAUUUAAUUUUCGGUGAAACAAAGAAAUGCACAAGGGAUAAAAGGUACUGUAUAAGCAAGUUGACUAAACUUUUGACAGUAAGUAUUCUUAAGGUUUUAUUUGUUUUCAUUAAGGUUAAGACGUCUGAAUCUGAAUGCACAUCUGAAUGAUUAAGAUGUUGUCUCUAGGUCUGAAUACUGAAUGAUUAAGACUGUUUGUUUUUCAA
Molecule: messenger RNA, 2986 nt
Organism: Lycium barbarum (goji berry)
Lineage: Eukaryota; Viridiplantae; Streptophyta; Magnoliopsida; Solanales; Solanaceae
Product: pentatricopeptide repeat-containing protein At3g20730-like
Exons: 3
Coding region: 201-1991 (596 amino acids)
Biological process (GO): RNA modification
Cellular component (GO): intracellular membrane-bounded organelle
Molecular function (GO): RNA binding; protein binding
Source: RefSeq, a predicted model, not a curated record